Penicillium cosmopolitanum is the source of this 1392-nucleotide messenger RNA. RefSeq lists its product as uncharacterized. The coding region runs from base 1 to 1392 and encodes 463 amino acids. NCBI's taxonomy places the organism in Eukaryota, Fungi, Ascomycota, Eurotiomycetes, Eurotiales, Aspergillaceae. The transcript has 2 exons. The record is from RefSeq and is a predicted model, not a curated record.
AUGACCGCGGCAUAUUCUAUGAUGCGACCGCGACGCGGUCUAUCGCUGCUGUGCAUCAUCGCGUGCCUCUUUUACAGCAUUAUUGUCGCCAUCUGGUAUGGUGUCAACUCCGAUCGCGAUUAUAUUCACCCUCUCCUCACCCAACUCAUCCCUGCUGGCCAUUGUGCCUGUCAAACCUCGACAACCUUCCAAUGCUCAACCUGUUUAACCUGCCCUGAACCCGCCCUCCAAUUACCCACCACCCCAACUUGGAAUUUCGAAUACCCCCGUGAUGCCCGCAACGACGCCUUAGAACAGACACAAUGCAAGGUCGCAUUCCCAGGACUCUUCGAGGAUGUUGCGCGCGGGAAGCGACAUUGGCGUUCUCAGGGGGGUCUCGUCACCGAGGACCUCGACGCCAUUCAACUUCGAUCCGGCAUGGCUCGUGCCUUCAUCUCUCAGGGCAACCUCCAUGUUGUCGCCGCGCGAUCCAUGGGUGAUGACCACCGAAAAAAGAUUCUGGGAGUGUUGAGUUCGAUUCACCGCGCGCUGGUCGCUGACCGGGAUCGGGCCGACCAGCGUGACAUCGAAUUCGUCUUUUCCGUGGAGGAUAAAGUCGAGGAUGUGACCAACUCCGAACGCCCUGUUUGGGUCUUUGCUCGCACUCCCACCGAGGAAGGGGUCUGGCUCAUGCCGGAUUUCAGCUUCUGGGCCUGGGAUAACCCGACCAAUUACAUCGGACCUUACGACCAAGUCGUCGAUCGUAUCCAGCGACUUGAUGUCCCCUGGAAUGAGAAGAAACCCCAACUUGUCUGGCGUGGAAAGCCCAGCUUUUCUCCGAAAUUGCGCCGGGCCCUGAUCGAGGCCGCCCGGGAUAAGCCAUGGGGUGACGUGAAGCAGGUCCAAUGGUCCACGGGGGCCAACGUGCUCAAAAUGGAGGACCACUGUCGUUAUAUGUUUAUUGCCCACGUCGAAGGACGUUCGUAUUCCGCAUCCCUGAAAUACCGACAGGCCUGCAAUUCCGUGAUUGUGGCACAUAAACUCCAAUACAUCCAGCACCACCAUUACCUCCUGGUCUCCGAAGGGCCCCAACAAAAUUAUGUCGAGGUCGAGCGUGACUUCAGCGAUUUGGCCGAGAAAAUCGAGCCGCUCGUGGAAAACACCUCCGCCGCCGCACGCAUCGCCCGGAACAGUGUCAAAACAUUUCGCGAGCGAUACCUGACCCCGGCCGCCGAAGCGUGCUACUGGCGACAAUUGUUCGAUGGAUAUAGCAGUGUUUGGAAUAGCACUGUCAACCCUUGGUCCAUCCGCCACGGCAGAGAGCGUGGCUUACGAUACGAGUCCUUUUUGCUCCUAGAAAGUCCACAGCAGCUCGAGUUCCGAGCCGAAACCUUUUCAGGCUAUUUCUCAUAA